AUGUUGAAUGUUAAAGAUCUGGACCUCUCCCUCUGGACCCAUCUCUCUGGACCUCUCACUCUGGACCCCUCCCCCCUGGACCUCUCACUCUGGACCCCUCCCUCUGGAUCUCUCACUCUGGACCCCUCCCUCUGGACCUCUCACUCUGGACCCCUCCCUCUGGACCUCUCACUCUGGACCCCUCCCUCUGGACCUCUCACUCUGGACCCCUCCCUCUGGACCUCUCACUCUGGACCCCUCCCUCUGGACCUCUCACUCUGCACCUUCUCUCUGGACCCCUCCCCUCUGGACCCCUCACCUCUGGACCUCUCCCCUCUGGACCCUCCCCCCUGUUUGUUGUACAGAGCGUCCCAGCCCUGGUUUGGAUAA
Knipowitschia caucasica is the source of this 369-nucleotide messenger RNA. Lineage: Eukaryota; Metazoa; Chordata; Actinopteri; Gobiiformes; Gobiidae. The record is from the annotation of a GenBank genome assembly.